CCUAGCCUUUCGAUAGGGCGGUUCAUCUUUUCACGGUAUAUAACCAAUGUCUGCCGUCCGCGACCGAUGUCCGUGAAAUCGGAACCUGCAUCCCUCCGUAAAGAAUUUUUUUACUUGAGAGCACUGGCCUACCCGGUACCUCGUCGUCCGGUGCUUAGGAAAAUUAAGAGGUCCGUGAGCCCACCAAAAGUAUCAUCAGAAAAAAGAAAGACCUCAUGUCGUGAACGAUAUGAGCCUAGGUUGACAAUUUGGCACAUCGCAGACAGAGAAUUUACAUGCAGAUACAAUCGUGGGUUAGCGUGGAUCGUCUGUCAAGUCUUGAACUGGGGAUGAAGAUGUUUUCCUCGCGCCGUCUUCGUCAGUUUGUGAAUUAUGGGCCCUGAGCGGAUGCAAAGUCGGCUCUCGUUCCUGGUUCGUAGCCCGAGGACUGCGACAAGCGCAACGUUGAGAGGUCUUCCGAAGGAAUUUCGUGUCUUGGUCUCUUGGUCAACAUGGCCGUGAUCGAGGAAUUCAGCGAGCUUUGCCGGCUCUGCGCUGGUAAGACGAGCCUCAGCCUCGGUCUUCCGAUUUUCGAGACUGAAGGUGAGAUGCGGCACAUAGACGAAAAGAUCUCCGCCUGUCUUCCUGUCCAGAUCUCCAUGACGGACAAGCUGCCAAAAUUGGUUUGCCAGGAAUGCGCCUACAAGCUGGAUCAGCUGUACAACUUCAGAGAGAAAUGUCUUCAUACAGAGGGGAUGUUCGUCGCCAUGCUCAAGGGUGUUCAUGUCGACGAGAGUCAUUUCAAGGAGGGUUGUGGAGAAUCGGAUCAAAUGCAGGCCAUGCAAGUGAUGGAUGAUAUGGAUCUCGCCGGCGGAGAACAGGUAGUUUCUCAAGAAGAGAUGUGUCAGCAUGGCGGGGAAAUUCAAGUUGCUGGUAUAGAGCUAGACGGUGAUACAGUACGAAUGGUUGACCAGCACAUACGUGACAUGCAGGAUGAGGUCUCUAGUCAGCAGAUUACGAUGCAUCUGGAAGGAGAUGUGACGGUUGUGAGUAACCUGACUGUUGGGACCGACCUCAGCCAGCUGGACAUAAACUAUGUGACAUCAAUCAGCCCACAGAAUCAAGACUGUCAGGAUACAUGCCAAAUGGAACGGGUACAAUUCUGCAAAGAUAUAAAAUUUGAACCUGUUAUUGUGAAGGAUGAAUAUCACAGGCUGCAAGAACGACUCUCUACAGAAUGUUCGACAGAAGCUAAUGAGACUGACGAAAGAGAAAAUGGCAUGCACCAACCAGAAAGUGAUAGUGAUAGUGAGGUGGAUGCAUCGGUCGAGAACGAGAACGAGAUGGAGACACGAACUGAGGAUGGAACUGAGGAUCCCUUGCAAUCCGGAAUAGCCCCGUCAACAAGUGGACAUAGUAAUCUAAGUAGCAAUGCAAGUGAAACGCCUGUGGAAUAUACUAAAUCAGCUAAAGCAUCACUGCUACAAGCAAUUCUGACCAAUCCUAGUAUAGAUGAGACAGGUAACAGUUGGUAUGUCUGUCGUUUGUGCAACGAAGCAGCCACCGAACCUUCCAGCCUUGCGCAACACUUUGAGGUUCAUUUUUGCAGCUGUGCAUGUGGUAUAUACUACACAAGCGUCGAGGCUCUGAAUAUCCAUAAGCAGCACUGCCAGAUGAGUAAGAGCAAAGAGGUAUUAUGCACAACUGAGCCAUGCAGUGAUAUUGCAACAAAUCCGGAGGAACAAAAAAAGCCUGGAACAACAGCUAGGCAAAAAUGGACGCCAAAAAUUUGUACAGAGUGUGGAAAACAGUACAGAACUAAUUACAAACUUCAAGAGCACAUGCGAAAGCACACUGGUGAGAAACCGUUUCAAUGCCUACUCUGUGAGAAGGCGUUUCGUAGUAAAAUUGGUCUCGCCCAGCACACGGCAACACAUACGGGACAGUUUGAUUAUACUUGCUCAACUUGUGGCAAAGGAUUCCAGUGCAAAAGCUACCUCAUAGUACACCAGCGUGUGCACUCAGACCUAAAACCCUAUCCUUGCAGUACAUGUGGUCAAAACUUCAAGACGAAACAGUCGCUGCUAGAUCAUCAAAAUCGACACCUGGGUGUCAAACCGUACAUGUGCGACAUAUGCGGUAAGGGAUUCAUAACGAAAGGACUGUGCAAAAGCCAUCAGAAAAUUCAUUCAGGAAAGGAUAAUCGUCAGUAUCCUUGCAUGGUCUGCAACAAACUGUUUGUUAGUAAAAGCUACCUGAAUACUCACCUUCGUAUUCAUACUGGUGAAAAGCCGUAUAAAUGUGAGGUAUGCGGAAAGGGUUUCCUCACGCGGGUUGACCUCAAAAUUCACUCCACAAUGCACACCGGUGAGAAGAGUUUCGUAUGUGAGAUGUGUGGCAAAGCGUUUGCUCGUCGUGCGGCUCUCCGAUGUCAUCGCCGAUCGCAUACCGGUGAGCGGCCCUACAGAUGCGACGUAUGUGGAAAAACAUUCACUCAGUUCAGUCCUAUGGCGAUACACAAACGUCUUCACACUGGUGAACGUCCAUACGAGUGCGAUAUUUGUCGCAAAGCAUUUGUAUCCAGGUCUACUAUGAUGUGCCAUCGCAAGAAGCACCAUCUUCCAUCGACUACAGAUCAGAAGGAGGAGGUGUCUGACCAAGUCAUGGAAAUUAUAUCGACUGAGAUUGUGGUCAGAGGGUCCCACGAUGGAAUACAGAUAACUGCUGAUUGAACCUGUGUACAGAUAAACUGUAAAAAAAAUGAUACAAAAAUGGGGGUGAUGAGGGCAACAGCAAACUCAUUGUCAGAGUCAACUCCAUGUUGGAAUCAUGUCUCUAGAAGACUUCAGUAUCUGAACGGAAUUUUCUAGUAACGUGACUUUGCUACAAUAUGAACUAUCAUUGAAAAUAUCAUCAUGUUCAAAAUAAGGAAUUUGUAAAAUAUUGUCCUCAUGUUUCUGCCAGAGUUUAAAGGUACUGAUAUUUUGGUUAGCCAAUACUGAACAGUAAAAACUUAUGCAUAUAACUUUCCAGAUUGAAAAUUUUUCUCUCUUGAGAUACAUAUGUUGGCGAUACUGUGUCCCAUGUUCUUAAAAAAUUAUUUUACGAGAGAUGUGACUGACGAAUAAUUGGCAAUGGUUUUAAUAUACCGUGAAUGUCUGUUGAAACAGAUCCUGUUAAGUCACACAGUCACCGCAGUAACCGUGUGGCUUGGAAUGGUCUAUUCCAACAAACAUUCACGGUAUGCAUAGAAUGUUGCAGGAGUGGAGCUUAAAAUUGGUAAACCUACCGCAAACCGAACACAAAUUUCCCUGCCAAGUCUGCUUAUUUUUAUAAAAACCAAGUUGUGUGUAUUUUCUACCUUCAUAUUAUUAAAAAAAAUUCUUAUAAUUGGACCUCAAACGUAUACAUAU
This is a messenger RNA of Diprion similis, 3392 nucleotides long. RefSeq names its product zinc finger protein 260-like. Gene Ontology annotation, cellular component: nucleus. The record is from RefSeq and is a predicted model, not a curated record. Lineage: Eukaryota; Metazoa; Arthropoda; Insecta; Hymenoptera; Diprionidae. The transcript is spliced from 4 exons. Bases 492 to 2711 code for a protein of 739 amino acids. Gene Ontology annotation, molecular function: zinc ion binding.